Archocentrus centrarchus (flier cichlid) is the source of this 1832-nucleotide messenger RNA. RefSeq names its product nucleolar protein dao-5-like. NCBI's taxonomy places the organism in Eukaryota, Metazoa, Chordata, Actinopteri, Cichliformes, Cichlidae. The record is from RefSeq and is a predicted model, not a curated record. The transcript has 10 exons. The coding region runs from base 312 to 1457 and encodes 381 amino acids.
AAUGGACAUUAGUCCACUGACGUUAAGUAGCGUCAUCAACGCUCGCCCAAAUUAUUGUCUCCCCCAAAUUAAAGCGGAAGUAAACAAACAUGAGCUGGGACCGUAAUACACCCGUUACCGCAGAAACUGCUUAUUAAACUGUAGCGUCAGGUUUGGCGGGCCAGUGCUUUUAUUAUCAGCUCACAAAUACAACCAAGAAGCAGCUGAAAGAAACUGCCGCGUUUACCUCACAGCGAAGAUAACAGCGGUAAAACCACAAGUUUCGGACCGUUUUGGAUGAAGAGCGAUAUUUGCUUACACUGACCAACAAAAUGGAUUGUAGCACCGCUGACCUGCACGCUAACGUGGCACACGACUCUCCAGGGGACGACAGCUCCAGCAGUGAUGAGGACUUGGUGCCUCUGUCAAAGCUCCUGAUGAGGCAGCAGAGUGAUGAGAGGGAGUCAUGUGACAACACCCACAGCUUAACCUCCAACUCCAACAAUAAAUCAAAAAAGGACAAAGCUUCAGACGGCUCCUCUGAUGACGAACCGCUAAUAAAGAUGAAAACAGGCCUUACGUCACCUAAGAAACAGGAGAAAAAGGAAAACACUCCUCCCAAAUCUAACAGCACAAAUAAUAAGAAUGCAGGUUCAAAUACAGAUGAGGAUUCUGACAACAAGCCUUUGAUAAAAAUUGCUAAAGUGUCCUUGAAAGCUAUUAAAAAUCCUCCCUCAGUUCGGACCAAAAAAACUGCUGGCCGAAAGAAGAAAGAGUCACUGGACGAGGACGACAGCUCCGAUGAUGAGCCUUUGAGUCGAAUUGCCAAGAAAGUUCAGCCGCAGCGCAAGAGAAAGCCGGCUGCUGAAAAAGCAAGCCCGGUUAUUAAAUCCAAACGAAAUGCUGCGAUGAAAAAGGUGAAAUAUGCAGAGACGUCAUCUGACAGUUCAGAUGAUGAGCCGCUGGCAACGAUAAAGAGGAGGACAAACGCUCCUAAAGAGCAAAAGAAGACAGCAAAACAUAAAGACAGCAGCUCAGAUGAUGAUGUGCCCCUUGGGAACCUCGUUGCCAAGAAGAAGAAACCACUGAAGAAAAGCCCAAAGAAGAGCACUGUAACACAAGGGCGAGCAUCAAACAAGAGAAAAGACGAAAGCUCGGAUGAUGAACCCUUGAUUAAUCUUGUGAAGAAGCCUCGCGCUAACAAACAAACAAAAACAAAGAAGAGGAGCACACCUUCCAAGAGUCCAAGAAAGAAGCCAGAUUCACCAGACAGCAGUUCAGAUGAUGAACCCUUAAUCAAGGCAGCUAAACACCCACAAGUGACUAAAACCGUGAUAAUCCUGCUAGAGAGGUGUGAUGUUGGACGCGCCGGGGCAGCAGGAAAUCCGAAGAAAGCCAGAGCAGCAGAAAAACACACUGCUGAAAAGCCCAAGAAGGAAGACUCGGCUGGUUCAGAGGAGUCUUCAGAUGAAGAAUAAGCAAACGAAACAAAAUUCCCAAACAGUUGUGAGAAACACCCCCAAAAUCAUUUAGUGUUCAUGUAAAGUUCAUCACUGUGCUUUAUCUCCAUACGUGUUAAUUUAUGCUCAUACUAUUUUUACUCCAGAUUUUAGGUUUGGGACCAAAUUUUGUGGGUUCCUUAAAGGUUUUAUGCACUGUCUUUGAUUUUUAUGUGCCAAUUGUUUGCAGUUGUUAAUUCCUAUGGUUUAAAAUUUUUUAAAGAAAAUGGUGUAACACUCAUUUCUGUUACAAGUUACAGUUCUGCUUUCACACAUUUUAGCUUUAACUGCCCACUCAGCAUGCAGCGAUGAAAUCUGUUGUGUUGGAAUAAAGUGCUUUCACUAAGAAAUUCA